AUGCGUAAGACAGUUUACCUGAGUGGCUUUGUUGAAUCGCAUUUCGGCAUUUACCUUUGCAGUAUUCUGUUUGUUGGGCUGCUUUUAUUUAAUUCGAGGAAGUGGGGACUAUUUAGGUACCUGCGCUUUUUUGCAUAUUAAAUACUGUCACUGGCUUUAGAUUUAAUUUUAAACAGGUACCUACAUAUAGCAGUUGUAACGUCUGCUGCAUAACCAUGCUGCAUCUUGGAUCUCUAUUGAGAGCAAGGAAGAACUGCGCAUCAUGAGACCUUCGUAAACUGAACAUGAAACACUGCUCCCAAGCCUCGUGAACAGCUAACCCAACCAAUUGUUAAAAUGUUUAUGCUUGAAUAACUUCUUUGAUAAUGAAAUGGGUGGAAUGUGAUGUGUGUUUCACAUUUUGCAGGUUUUUAAACGUGCUAGAUGGAUUCAUAUCACUCAAUCAGUUGCUUCUGUGGAUCAAGAAUUCUUAAGUAUCUAGUAAAUGUAUGUAUACAAAUGUAAUAUAUUACAUGGGUGGC
This is a messenger RNA of Acanthoscelides obtectus, 521 nucleotides long. NCBI's taxonomy places the organism in Eukaryota, Metazoa, Arthropoda, Insecta, Coleoptera, Chrysomelidae. The record is from the annotation of a GenBank genome assembly.